This is a messenger RNA of Gasterosteus aculeatus aculeatus (three-spined stickleback), 2283 nucleotides long. Its product is annotated as ubiquitin carboxyl-terminal hydrolase 2. Gene Ontology annotation, molecular function: cysteine-type deubiquitinase activity. The record is from RefSeq and is a predicted model, not a curated record. Gene Ontology annotation, biological process: protein deubiquitination. Lineage: Eukaryota; Metazoa; Chordata; Actinopteri; Perciformes; Gasterosteidae.
CGUGUUUAUUGUGCUGCGCGCGGGCCGCUGUGGCGCACAGAGUGCGGGGCAGAAGAGAGCGAGAGCCCGCAGACACAGAAGCAGCAGCGGCAGCACGACGACGACGACGACCGUCCGGCCUGCCGCUCGAUUCAUUUAUCGAUUAAAGUGGGAUUUUUCCACCCGCACCGCGUCGACGCCGCCGCCGCCGCCGUCGGACAUGCCGUCUCUGCGACACUCGUACACGGUGACGGUGCCGGAGGAACCGGCCGCGUUCCCCUCAGACAAGCCCGAGCUGCGGCGGAAGAGCCCGUCGCUGUCCCGGUCCAAGCUGGUGUCCACGUUCAUGGGGCUGAUCAUCAACCAGGCCAAGAACAAGAGUCCUCAAGGCCUGGUGGGACUGAGGAACCUGGGCAACACGUGCUUCAUGAACUCCAUCCUUCAGUGUCUGAGUAACACUCCCGAGCUGAGGGACUACUGCCUGAGGAACCGGCACCGCACGGACCUCAUCAGCAGCAGCAGCAGCAGCAGCGAGACCAGCGCCGCUCUCAUGGAAGAGUUUGCGAAGCUGACCCAGAGCCUGUGGACCUCGGUGAACAACGAGGCCAUCAGUCCCUCUGAUUUCAGGAGCCAGAUCCAGAGAUUCGCUCCCAAAUUUGUGGGCUGCAAUCAGCAGGACGCCCAAGAGUUUCUGCGUUUCCUACUGGACGGUCUCCACAAUGAGGUCAACCGGGUGACCGUCUGCCCCAAGAUGCCCGUCGAGGACUUUGACCACCUCUCGGAUGAUGAAAAGGGCAAGCGCAUGUGGAACAUUUACUUGGAGAGAGAGGACAGCAAAGUCGUGGAUCUAUUUGUUGGACAGCUGAAGAGCUCCGUGACCUGCACCGUCUGCGGCUUCCGUUCCACGGUGUUUGAUCCAUUCUGGGACCUGUCCAUACCGGUCGCACAGAAGAGCUCCGGCGAAGUGACUCUCAAAGACUGCUUGAGGCUCUUCACAAAAGAAGAUGUGUUGGACGGAGAAGAGCGACCGACGUGCAACCGAUGCAAAGCCAGAAGGAAAUGCACCAAGAGAUUCAGCAUCCAGAAGUUCCCCCAGAUCCUCGUGCUUCACCUGAAGCGCUUCUCCGACUCCAACAUCCGGACCAGCAAACUCUCCACUUACGUCAACUUCCCCGUCAAAGAGCUGGACCUGCGGGAGUUCGCCUCGGAGAGCGGCGAGCGCGCCUCAUACAACCUGUACGCCGUGUCCAACCACUCGGGGAACGCUCUGGGGGGCCACUACACAGCCUACUGCAAGAACCCGGCGCUGGGCGAGUGGUACAGCUACAACGACUCCAGGGUGAGCCCCGUGUCCUCCAGCCAGGUCCGCAGCAGCAACGCCUACGUCCUCUUCUACGAGCUGGCUGCCCCCCCGCACAGCAAAUACCAGACGUGCCGUCUUUAGGCGGGCCGGCGCCAGGAGUCGAUGAUGCUGCACCGCGCCGGUGGAGUCGGACGCCCGCCUGCUGGGAGAGAGAGGGAGAGAGAGAGGGAGCUCCCCCUUGUGGAGAGAGUACUGUCAUUACAGGCUGUGUUGCAGGAUGGGGGGGAAACGCCCUCUAACAUUCGAUGUGUUUUUGUUUUGUUUUUUUGUUUUUUUUUGAGAGCGAAAAGGCUGGAUUGUAUCCAGCUGAGCUCGUACCUGAAGCAGCAAAGAGAAAACACUACUAUGAUUUAGAGAAAGAAAAAAAGAAGAACGUAAAAUUCAGCUCGAGGCCCAGCUGUGAUUCUGAAAUUAAAAUCUCUUUGCAGGACACUUUUCACUGUAGAAAAAACAAAAAAAAGACCGCACAGCUGUGCCUGGGCCCGAAUCUGCACCCGAUCGAGUGGAUUUCCUUUAUCUUUUUCAUGCGCUGUGGACACGGACCAGCAACCAUAAGGACGUUCAUGUGUGAUGACACGGCAGAGACUUUAAAAACGCCUCGCAUAGAAAGUGAAGGAUGUAAUGUUUUCUAUUUAAGAGAAUGGCAGUAGAUGGAAGAGCCUACGUAGCGUAUGUAUGGCAGUGAACAAAGCCGUAUAGUUUUUCUCAAUCCACUAAUGUAGAGAGGAUGUUUUCUGGCAAAGCACAUAUUAUUUUUGUAUAGUAUUUAUGGACAGCGCAGUGAAUGUACGUGUGAAAAAGCCAGACAUACCAAAUCAGCUGUACAAAAAAAAAAAAAAGCAUCAACAGUACCGUACUUCUUGCCGCAAUAAUGUUUGCUGACUUUACACCUUUUAUCAGUUCGGAGUCGAAAAAUGAUUAAACUUCACUGUUGACUUAUA